AUGGGUGCGCAAGGAAGCAGAGUCGACUUUCGACAAGCCGUUAUGGAUUUGACAUCGAAACCUGGACAGGUGAGUUCUUUUUCAAAAGGUGCACAAAACUGACCUAAACGCUUUUUGCGUUCAGGACGACGAACGUUUCUGGGAUCAGACUUGGUGGCCGGAUUCCGUGAAUGAUAUCUUCGCAAUGAUUCCGGGUGAGGAUAUCCGGAAACUGAGAGACGAAUCGCCAAAGAACCUUGCGACUCUCGUGUACAAAGCAGUUGAGAAGAUUCAGCAUUCUCGGAAUAGCCCGGCCAAUGUGGAUCAGAAAAAGGUAACCUACUGCAAUUUUUUGUACUUUUUGAAUUGUACCCUUUUUCAGACUAUCAACGCGAUUCGUUUGCUCACAAGAAUGAUCCCGUACAUGUUGGAAGACGCCGAGUGGCGAGGCUAUUUCUGGUCUCCGAUUCCCCAUGGCGACAAUACAAAGCCCUUGGCGGCAGCCCUUCUUGAGGCUCUUUCCGACCUACUUUUCUGCCCAGAGUUCACUAUCACACAUUCGAAUGGAUCGGUAUGAAACUAAAAAUAAAAAACGAUUGAAACCGUAGUUUUCAGCAGAAAGUGAAUGAUUUGUCAACAAUCGACUCAUGCGAAUACAUCUGGGAAGCUGGAGUUGGAUCGGGAAACAAGCCUCCCAUGGUCGCCCUUCACUACCAAAACCGAUCCGAGAUACUGAAGCUUUUGCUGACCUGCUUUUCAGAAGUUGUUUACUCUCCAGUCACAGGUUUGCGAAAUGGAAGCAAAAAUAUGAAAUUAAAAAACUGUGCGAUUUUUUUAAAGAUGAAAAUCGUCUACGUUGGAUCUCCCAUUUCACUGCCGUUACCAACCACCACGUGCUCCCAAUAUUCACCUCUCUUCUGAAUGUUGUUUGUGCCUAUGAUCCCGUUGGAUACGGGUUGCCCUACAAUUAUCUCUUGUUUAAUGACUCCAGAGAGCCUUUGGUUGAAAUCGCACUUCAAGUUCUUAUUGUGUGCCUGGACAAGGAGAGCCAGCCUUCGAAAGCUGACGAAUCUGGAUACCAGGACAACUAUUUCAUCAACUACCUCAGCAGAAUUCACAGGGAAGAGGAUUUUGACUUUAUGCUGAAGGGCAUCACCCGUCUGCUCAGCAACCCCAUUCAUUCUUCGUCCUCCUAUUUGCCAAACUCAACGAAAAAAGUCAAUUUCCAUCAGGAAUUACUUGUUCUUCUGUGGAAAUGCUGUGAAUUCAACCAGGUAAGCAAAUAGGAAGCAAGGACAAUCAAGAAAUGGUUUUGAAACCUUCCUUUACAGAAAUUCAUGUUCUAUGUGCUCAAAACGUCCGAUGUUCUCGACAUCCUUGUGCCAAUUCUCUACCACAUCUCUGACGCGCGCAAUGAUUCCGGUCAGUUGCUUGUUUGUCGGGACGCUUGUUUUUAAACGAAUUGUUUUUCAGCGCGAGUAGGACUCAUCCACAUGGGAGUAUUCAUCAUUCUUCUUCUGAGUGGGGAACGCAAUUUCGGAGUCAGAUUAAACAAACCCUACACGGCGAAAGCGAACAUUAACGUUCAAUCGUUCACAGGAACCCAUGCAGAUCUUCUUAUUUUGGUUCACAGAAUCCUCGAACUUUCACAGUUUCAUCGGAGAAGUUUCAGGUGUUCCAUAAGUUGAUAACAACGGGAAACUACCGCCUUCAAUCGCUGUUUGAUUGCUUUUUGACGAUUAUGGUCAAUGGUGAGCACUUUAGACCCGUCUCUCAAUGACUCUUGAGAUUUUCAGUGUCUCCGUACAUGAAAUCGCUAUCGAUGGUGGCUGCAAACAAGCUUGUCCAUCUUGUCGAAGCCUUCUCGACUCCGUGGUUCCUUUUCUCGUCGCCGACAAAUCCUCAACUGGUUUUCUCGCUUCUUGAAGUGUUCAACAACGUUAUCCAAUACCAAUUCGAUGGUAUUAUCCAAUUAAUUAUACAUUUAAAAGUAAAGAAAACAAUCUGUUCAGGAAACUCCAAUUUGAUCUACACAAUCAUUCGGAAGAGACACGUUUUCUAUCAACUUUCGAACCUUCCAACAGAUGCCCAGUCCAUUGCAAAAACGUUAUCCGGACGGAAGAAUAAAAGCAAGCAAUUCGAUUACUCUAAAAACCCUAACGACGUGUCACUUUCAGCAACGAACCGUGAUGAAAUGGUGGAUCAGCUGAAGAGUCCCACAGUGGCAAAUCCCCCAGAAUUUCCGGCGUCUGGAGCAGCCACAACGGGAGGAGGAGGUUUGUUUUGGCGCCAAUUUCUAAUGUCAUCCGAAGGAUUUCGCAAUGUCUAUUUCAUUUAUUUAUAGCCAGCACAACAACUGGUCUUGCGGCGACUCCCGCACUCGCUACCAUGACUGGAAACGUCGGAAGUUGGGAAGACAAACCAACGACGGAUAACAGUGAGUUUGAGAAUGACAUGAUGAAAAUGACAUGCUUCAUUUCCAGAUGAGUGGAUCGCAACACAAGAGUGGGCUGAGGCUUGGAAGUCAAAACUGCCUCUUCAAACUAUUAUGCGACUUCUCCAAGUGCUUGUACCGCAGGUUGAGAAGAUUUGCAUUGACAAGUGAGAUUGAAAUGGGUCAGAGAUCUCAAAUAUAUAUAGUAUUUCAGAGGUUUGACCGAUGAGAGUGAAAUCUUGAAGUUCUUGCAACACGGAACUCUGGUCGGUCUUCUGCCGGUUCCGCAUCCGAUUGUGAUAAGGCGAUAUCAGACAAACGUGGGAACGAACCACUGGUUCCGCAUCUACAUGUGGGGCGUCAUCUACCUCAGGUUCGUGUCCCCACCCGCCCCUGUAUUCCCAAUCCGUUUCUAUUCAGAAACACAAUGCCUCCAAUUUGGUACGACACAGAUGUGAAACUCUUUGAGAUCCAACGAGCGUGA
Caenorhabditis sp. 36 PRJEB53466 is the source of this 2897-nucleotide messenger RNA. NCBI's taxonomy places the organism in Eukaryota, Metazoa, Nematoda, Chromadorea, Rhabditida, Rhabditidae. The record is from the annotation of a GenBank genome assembly.